CAUGGAGGAUGCCAAAAAAAAAAAAAAAAUACUUUAGACCAACGUGUCACCUCGUAAGUACACUUAUAGUUUAUACAUAUUUAUACAUAUUUCAUUUUAUAUUACCUAGUUACAAUAUAUAAAAUAUAUAAAUAAAUUUAUAUUCAAAUGUUUAAGUACAAUGCGCCAAUGUUGUGAAGCUUUUAUUUAUUUAAAAGCUUCAGCAAAUGGACAACAGUUAGAAAUAACUAAAAUGAACGAGACUCAUAACCACGAGAUAUCAAAAAUAUUGUACAGCCAUCUUCCCAAUCAGAGAAAGAUCACACCGGAAAACAAGGCCAUAGUUAUAGAGUUGAUGGAUAUGAAGGCGAACAAAAAACUUAUACAAGAUAAAAUCAUGAAAGAAAGCGGUAAAAUAGUUACACUUAAGGAUUUAUCCAACAUCCGUACCACAGCUGGAAAUCAUUGUUCAAAAAAUGAUUUAACCGAAGUUGUAACUAAAUUAAAGAGGAAAUUCAACUGUACUGUAGAGGUAUCAAUAGACGAAGACAAUAAUUUAAACGGUAUUUUUAUUCAAGAUAUGAUUAUGGUAGAAUCAUUCAGUUCAUUUCCAGAGGUAGUUUUUGCAGAUGCCACGUACAAAUUACUUGAUCUGAGGCUUCCCGUUUAUGUUUUAAUGACUGAGGAUGGCAACGGGAACAGUGAAAUUGCAGCGAUUGGACUGUUGGUAAAUGAGGAAGAGUCAACUUUGCGUUGGUUUUUUGAAACAUUCAAAAAGAACAACCCAAUAUCAAUUCAAACUCGCGUAUAUGUAACCGACAAAGAUAUGAAGGAGAGAAAGGUAAUAAGGCAAGUAUUUCCAAAUUCUUCAUUAACAAUAUGCUUAUUUCACACAUUACGGACCUUCAAUCGGGAAAUAACAUGUGAAAAAAGAAAUAUAACUCCCAAAGAAAGGGAUGAUGUGAAACUGAUAUUUCAAGAAUUAACAUACUGCAAAUCCGAAGAAGAAUAUGAUACGAUAUACACCCACCUUCAAUCCAUAGCACCUGAAUCAAUCAUUAAUUAUUAUAAUAAAAAUUGGCACAAUAUAAGACAGGAAUGGGUGAUGGGCAUGACAUUUAACACCGGAAAUUUCAUGAACAAGACGAAUAACCGAUUAGAAAGUUUUAAUGGCAAACUUAAAUCGGUAAUAUCUACAUUUUCCACACUGGAAGAUUUUGUUGAAAAACUUUUUAUUGUUUUGAGCUGUGUGCGACUAGAACGGGAUAGGAAUGCAGUGAAAUUGGUUCAAAGGCGGCCCACUAAAAUGAAUGAUAUUCCAGAGCUACGGCAGUAUCAUAGUUUUUUAACGACUUAUGCUUACAAUUUUUUGAAAAACCAAUUUGAAAGUUCUGCUGGAACCUAUGUUCUAGACAACACAACAGAGGUUUCAUGUAGUUGUCUCUUUUAUAAAUCAAUGCGAUUGACAUGUAAACAUAUAUUUCACACUAGACAACUUCAGAACAAACCAUUAUAUGACCUAAGUUUAUGUGAUACAAGAUGGACCAGAGAUUAUUACUAUAAAAAUCAAAGAGUUUUUAAAAAUGUUGAGAUUGUUCCCACUGAUAGCGAUACUACAGUUACAACAUUACACAGAAAGAAAAAAAAAAUCCCAUCUACUCAUGAAAAGUUCCGGAAAGCAUCAAUGGUAGGAGCAAAGAUCGCUGAACUAAUUUCUCAAACAUCAAAUGUACAUUUCCAUAGAAAAAUACAACAGCUUGAGUUUAUUUAUAAUAAUUGGUUGAAAGGGCAUGAAAUAUCAGUUCAAAUGUUAGAUGUAGAUGAUGUAAAUACUGUGGAGAACAAUAUUAUGGAUGCUGUUGAAGACAAAACUAUAACUAUAAAGAAUGAUAUUAUGGAUGCUGUUGAAGACAAAACUAUAACUAUAGAGAAUGAUAUUAUGGAUGCUGUUGAAGACAAUAUUAUAACUAUAGAGAAUGAUAUUACGGAUGCUGUUGAAACUGUAGAUUCAGAAAAUUGUAACAGUCAGGGUAAUUAUUCUAUAAUAGUAAAAUCAAUAAUACUAGAUAAUGACGUUGUGGAUUUAAAUAAAAAAAAAUUUUAAUGUUUAGGUAUUGAAUCAAUAA
Messenger RNA from Myzus persicae (green peach aphid), 2105 nucleotides. RefSeq lists its product as uncharacterized. The record is from RefSeq and is a predicted model, not a curated record. Gene Ontology annotation, molecular function: zinc ion binding. NCBI's taxonomy places the organism in Eukaryota, Metazoa, Arthropoda, Insecta, Hemiptera, Aphididae. The coding region runs from base 161 to 2083 and encodes 640 amino acids. The transcript is spliced from 4 exons.